CGUGAAUUUGAAAGUUUAGAAGAACUUGGCAGAGGUACUUGAUGUAUUUGGUCUGUCAAAUUUAGUAGAAUUUUCUGUUAUGGUCUCAGAUCACUCAAACUUGGUUGUUGAAGUAGUUCCUUUUCCCUGUGUUAUGAUUCAACUUGAAGGAUAAUUCUAUGGUGAGAUGGAGUUAUCUCAAGGUUCUUUUUCACCAUAAAAUGCAAAUGGAGGUUCACGCAAUGAGCUGCAAAUUGAUGCUAUAUACGGAGCUAUGUGGUUGUAUAGCUCCAGUUAUGAUAACUGAUUCAAACUCUGUAAGAUUAAGCUGGGCUUGUAACAUUUAUAGUGAUAGAAGGAAAUCACUUUGUUGAUAUUCUCUCAUUUGUUGUGAAAUGGUUGGACAACUCUGGUUUAUUGGAGUUACAUUUGCAGAUGAUGGUAUUAAUCUUAUCCUUAUUGGUUGUUGUAAUUUGUUGGCUUCUCAGAUUAGUUGCAUAUGGUUCUAAUUGUCCCGUUUCCCUUUCUCUUUUUAAUGAAUUCCUUGUAGUUUAGUUGUUUUUGCUUUGCUAUCCUGAUAUACAUUGUUCAUUGUAUUAAAUUUCCUAUCAUUCUGCCUACAUGUUUUCUUUUUUAUGAUCAAAGAUCACUCAAACUUAGCUCCUUUUCCAUGUGUUAUGAUUUAACCUAUGUUGAGAUGAUGCUAUCUGGAGGUUCUUUUUAAUCAUAAAAUUCACAUGGAAGCUCUCACAAUGAGAUGCAAACUGAGGCUUGUGAGCUAUGUUGUUGGUCUUAUAGAUCCAGUAAUGAUAGCUGAUUCAAUUUUUUAGUCUUAAGCAGGGCUUGUAACAUUUUUGGUGAUAAAGUGAAACUAUCUUGUUGCUACUUCUAUCAGGGAAAAGAUUGGACAGCCAUUGUUUAUUGGAGUUAAAUUUUCAUAUGAUGCCAUUAUUCUUAUCAUUGAUGUAGUUAUGAAUAAAUAGUAAAUACAUCACAAGGAAUCCAAGAUGAGCUUAAACCAUUAGAUUGUACAUCAAUAUCCAAGUUCUCUUAUUGAUGUACAAGGCACCUAAAUGAGUUAGAGAUACUAACAUACAUUGGCAUUCUAACUGUCAAAUUUAAUUCAUGGUGCUCAGGGAAGUUAACUAUACCAGUUGUGAUGCUAUACUCUAGUUAGUUCUUUAUUUUGUUUACACCAACAAUCUAAUGCUGCACUAUGCAAAAAAGUUGUACACCCUUGCUUAAUACAAGUGCCAAAUUGUCUUUCUAGUUUCAAAAAACAGAAAUUUAGAUAAAUCAUAUUUCCUUGAGUUUAAAUUGAUUUUGCCUUGACUUUUCCUUUCUUUCUUGCUUCAUGUCUCCUUUUUAAAAGUGUUACAUGUCAGAAUUUAUGUUUCUUUAUCAAGACAUGUAUAAUAAUAUCAAAUCAUCCUAUCGGUUUUAUGCAACUUUUCUCUAAUAUGAACUAAUCAAACAUUUUUUCCAUUUCUCCUUGUUCAUUUGUUUUAGAAAAUCGUUUGUGGUUCUCUGGCUUAUUGCGUUGUCAAACGAGAUGUUUAGAGGUGACUCACAGCAGAUAUUAAUUCCGUUGGUUGUUUGAAAGGAUAUUGUGUAAUGAUAGGAUUUGCAGCUCAGUUUUUCCUGUGAUAGAAUUUGGACAUUUCACUCUCUACUUCUGCAGCUUUAGGUGUUUUCUUCCAAACUAUAGUAUCCAUGCCAACCCCUGAGUAGAACUUGGAUUUUGGAUGAGUGAAUGCUACUCCUGAAAGACCUGGAGCUUCAUACUCAUUCUAAUGGCUUUAGAAUCAUCAUCUUCCUUCACCUAUGGUUUCACCUACGACGUUUUCCUCAGCUCUAGAGGCUCUGAUACUCGCUAUGGCUUUACUGGCAAUCUCUGGAAAUCUCUUUCCGGCCGUGGAAUCCACACUUUCAUUGAUGACAAGGAUCUUGAGAGAGGGGAUGAAAUCACACCAGCGCUUAUCAAGGCCAUUGAAGAAUCAAGAAUUGUCAUUCCGGUGUUCUCUAACAACGAUGCUUCUUCUUCCUUUUGCUUAGACGAACUUGUCAACAUCAUUGACCGCGUCAAGGCAAAGGGUCGAUUAGUUUUACCGAUUUUCUAUGAUGUGGAUCCUUCUCAUGUUCGUCAUCAGACUGGAAGUUAUGGAGAAGCACUAGCUAAACAUGAAGCUAGAUUCAAAGUAAACAAGAAAAAGUUCAAUGAGAACAUGGAGAGGUUGCAGAAAUGGAAGGCGGCAUUGCACCAAAUAGCUAACUUGUCUGGUCACCAUUUUAAACUUGGAUGAAGUUCACAUUGGUAGGGAUCUAUGGAACUGGAGGAAUGGGCAAAACAACGCUUGCACGAGCACUUUACAACUUGAUUGCUGACCAAUUUGAAGGUUUAUGUUUUCUUCAUAAUGUGAGGGAAAAUUCGAGCAAGCAUGGCUUAGAACAUCUCCAAGAGAAGCUGCUUUCGAAGACAGUUGGACUAAGGAUUGAGUUAGGAGAUGUCAAUGAAGGAAUUCCAAUAAUAAAGAA
Messenger RNA from Lotus japonicus, 2514 nucleotides. RefSeq names its product toll/interleukin-1 receptor-like protein. The record is from RefSeq and is a predicted model, not a curated record. The coding region runs from base 1773 to 2282 and encodes 169 amino acids. Gene Ontology annotation, biological process: signal transduction. Lineage: Eukaryota; Viridiplantae; Streptophyta; Magnoliopsida; Fabales; Fabaceae. The transcript is spliced from 3 exons.